UCCAUAAUAAUAGUUUUCAAGUGUAAAAGUAAAUGUAACAAUGUUAAUAAACCAAAUAUUUACCAUUCACAGAUCGUGCCACAAAUGACGUUUUUAAAUUUAAACAAAUAUUUACGUCAUCCUUGUUUGGAGGUUAUGUCGUUAUUAGUACAUACGAGUAAAAACAAUAAGUCAGGGCUCCAGCCAGAGCCGUAAAGAAAAUAUGAGUAACGUUAUGUAUAAAUGUUUCUUUUGCAAUUUUGUUAGUGAUAAUUAUUCUGUAAUAUCGGAACAUUUGGAGAGUAAUCAUAAUGUACCAGAAGAACCGCAGUGCCAAACUCUGAAAAACAUUCAAAUACAGCCUGAGGAUAGCUCUGUAGAUGAAAGUCUUAAACCCUUACCAAACAAUACUGAACAAGAAUCAGACACAGAGUUCCAGAAAAAUGAUUUCAUAAGAUGGUCUCCCCAAGAUACCCUGCUUUUAAUUCGGUUGGUGGAAGCUAACUAUGACAAAUUUAAUUCACAGCUUAAAAAAAAUGUCUGGAGGUCAAUUUCUAAUGAACUGUCCAAGACAACAGGAAAAAAAUUUGAUGGCAGUCAGUGUGAUUCCAAAUGGAAAAGUUUAAAACUUAUGUAUAAGAAAAUUUUAGAUCAUAAUAUGAAACACACUGGAAAUGAUAGAAAGGACUGGGAAUACUUUGAAGCAAUCCACACAUUUCUGUUUAAAAAACCAGAGAUAAAUCCAGCAGCUACAUGCAGUAGUUCAUCUGGAUUAAAAAUCACUGAAAACACGGAAUUGAAGGAAAAUAAAAGACCAACAGAUGUUGAUACUUUUGAGUCUACUUUUAAGAGAAAAAGGACACAAGUAAGUAGUGGCAAUUCAACGGCAGAGAAGAGGCACCAGGAGAGAAUGGUGCGACAGGAUCAAUUCCUAGGUUUAUUUAAGGAACUAGUGGAAGCAAUAAGAAAAGAUAAAAAUGAUUAAGGAGAAUCAUAGACUUAGAUAUAUGAAAAUACAUGUUUUCCGUUUUAAAUAAAAAUUUUGUGUAGCUGUCAUUUUAUUUUAAUAACGGGUGUCAGGCUCAC
Molecule: messenger RNA, 1065 nt
Organism: Anoplophora glabripennis (Asian longhorned beetle)
Lineage: Eukaryota; Metazoa; Arthropoda; Insecta; Coleoptera; Cerambycidae
Exons: 3
Coding region: 203-964 (253 amino acids)
Source: RefSeq, a predicted model, not a curated record